UGCAGGGGUGGGGACCUGUACCUGCAUAGCACAUGACCACCAUAUGUCGGUGCUGAACAUCACACCCUAAAUAAUCUGAUAUUGCCUCACUAGUUCUUAUCUGUUACAUCUUAGACGGAGAUUGCAAUAAAUAAGUAUAAGUUGGAAACUAAACCAUGGCGAGGUCUGAAGGAAACUAGCUUAACAGACCUUAUGAAUCUUGAUUGCAAUCUAAAUUACGGCAUCCGAAAACGUUAGAAAAGAAAACCGUGAUACACUCGUUUUAAAAGACCUUGGAAGGGGCGGAGAAAAACAGGCAAAGUUUCCGGAUGCAUGUGACUUUGUCACGUUUCAAGGGAACAGAAAUGUAACCAGGCCUUUGUGCCAUGGCUCGUUUGCGCUGUAUGCCACUGUUGUCUGCCUGGCUUUAGGUAUUUAUGACAGACAUGAAUAACUGAGAUGAUAAUUUAAUAACUGUGAGAAAGGACAUUUAACAUGUACUACCUAAACUUUCCAGCUCAGAGAACUGACCGCUGUAAAGUAACAAAUUUGUCAGUAGAAAAUGGUAUCACAUGACUUUUCGGUAACCUUUUUGUGCGUGGGAAAGCUGAAAGCUGAAACCACGGAGAUAAUAUUAAAGGAGUCAUUUAGACCGAUUUUCUUCUAUUUAGAGUUCUACAAGCCUUCUCAUCACGCUACACGUUGCACCAAGUUGUUAUGUUUCUGCAAGGGUUUUUUUUUAUUGAAAGUCACUUGAAACAGUAUGGUUAAAACUACGUCUUCAACCUCAGCUAGCAUCAAUAACCGAAGUCUUCUCGUGAACAAAACGCUUUCACAGGUACAUCUAGAGAGCGAGGACGAACAGCAAACAAUUACUGUUGCAAUUACCCUUCUUCUCCUAAUUUCAUUUCUAGGAUCGAUUGCGAAUUUCCUUGUUUUGAAAGCGAUAUUCAGCCAGAAAAGACGAAAGCUGCACGAGUAUCUCAUGUUGAACCUAGUUGCCACUGAUGCAGGGACAUGUCUCGUGGGUAUUCCGCUCGAUGUCGCAGAGCAGGUGAUUGGCAAAUUUCCUUACGGAGUUGCUCUUUGUCAUGUUAUUUACCCGUUUCAGUCCGCGCUAGUCUAUUCAUCCGUUAUGACACUGUUAUUCAUGUGCGUAGAACGCUAUAGAUUGAUUGUAACACCGCUGAAGCCAAGAUUACGCGUAAAAACUGGAUUAACAAUCAUUGCAGCGAUAUGGCUGUUAUCGUGCCUCAUGGUCCUUCCUCUAUCUCUUGCCCUGAGGCUCAAAGGAUCUUAUUGCAUCGAGGAAUGGCCGAACGCUUACAGUGGAAAAGUGUUUACCCUCACUAUCUUUACUCUACUUUACCUAAUACCACUGGUUAUCAUGACCUUCCUCUACGCUUUUAUGAUCGAUGUAUUAACCAAGGACACUGCGUCUUUAAAACGGCGGUGGAAAAGAAAAAGCAGGACGAUUUCCCAGGAAUCGGUCUAUGUGCGAAUGGAGAGAAACUUCACAAUUGUCAAAGUGUUUGUCAUUGCUGUAGUCGUGUUUGCAGUGUGCAUGUUACCAACACAUAUUACUUGGCUGUGGCACGAUUUUGGAAGCGGUUCUGAAAGACCCGAGUUAUUUGGUAACGUGGCAACGUUUAGCAACAUUCUUAUGUAUGCUAAUUCUGUUUUCAACCCCGUUAUUUUUGGAUCCAUGAUGAUCGAUGCUAAAACACUUGUAAAACUUUGCAGAAGUUUGCUUUGCUGCCGUUGCGGACGAAAUAAUAGAGACCCCAAGCAAGUUUUUGCUCUUAAAGUUCGCUCUCCUUCGAUGUCAGCUCAGUUGCAAAGGGGAUCAUUCUGUUUGUCGCUGUCUAAAGCUUCGGAGAUCUUCAACAGUGGAAAUAAUGAAACAGUCAGAGCGACGAAAAUAACUGUAAAGAACACCGAUCAAUGGUAAAGCUAAAACACUGAGCUGACGUGAUUCAGCGUGGUAGACUAGAAC
Molecule: messenger RNA, 1975 nt
Organism: Orbicella faveolata
Lineage: Eukaryota; Metazoa; Cnidaria; Anthozoa; Scleractinia; Merulinidae
Product: galanin receptor type 1-like
Biological process (GO): G protein-coupled receptor signaling pathway
Cellular component (GO): plasma membrane
Molecular function (GO): G protein-coupled receptor activity
Source: RefSeq, a predicted model, not a curated record